AUGGAGACAAGUUAAAUUUAUUAAGAAUAAAAAUUUGGUUAGCGAUCUCCACAAAAACACUAAGUUGAAAAAUCAAUAAACCAAAUUUCCUAUCAAGAGUUAGAAACUCUAAAAUUAGUUGAAAUCAUCCCUAAAACAUAAAUUUGUUAUGAAAAGAUAGUGCUCACUGAUUCAUAUGCUGUUCUACUGACUUUUCAUACUUUUACAAUACAAUUUGGAAAUUUCAUAAGAAAUUUGAAUUUUGAAGAAACAACUUAAUUAAUGCAUUUGGAAUCUAUUGAUAUGAUCGCUAAAUAUAUUUGCGAAAAUCUUUAGAUUAAUAAAAAUGAAAACAUAAAUAUCAACAUUGGUCAACAUCAAGAACAAUUUUAAAAAUAUUCAAUUCCAUCUACUCCUACUAUAGUGUAUUCGGAGGAUUUGGGUAUGAUUGAUAUUCAAUAUCCGAGAUUAUCAGCUUACUUUUAGGAUUCAGCGUAAAGUGAAGAUAUCUAUCUAACAAAUUCAGAUGUUUUGCAUUUAAUUGGAAAUAAAUUUUGCACAAUUUAAUAAUAUGUAUUAAUUAUCAUUUAGCAUAGUGUUAAAGGAUCAAUUUUGGAAAACAGAGAACUUACAUUAGACAAUUUCAUAAUUUGAGGAUUAAAGAAGUAGGGAUUGACAUAUAUGAUCAAAGCACUUUAAAACAAUUAUAAAUUAAACAAGCAAGUAAAUUAAGAUUAAUUAUAAGAAUGCUUAAUCGAUCUCAAUAAAAAAUGUUUAAAACAAGUGUGCGAAAUUGAUUCCAAUUAUGUAAUUUUAACAUUACAUCCACCUCAGCUAAUCUUGAAAUAACUCAAAAAAACAAUCUUCAGACAUAAUUUCACUCUUUUAGAAUUUUUACAACUCUGUUACAUGUUAUAGAAGGUUUAAUUAGAAACUUUCUUAAUAAUGAUAAAAUUAUAAAAAUAAGAUGGAAAGUAUAGGUUUGUGUAUGAUUUAAAUGAAUUCCCAUUAUCCAAUGAAUUAAGUUAAUCAUGCCUUAGGAAUGGGUUACAAGCUAAGAUUAAUAAGUCAAUUAAACAUGAUUUACAUUAUUUUAAAUUAGAAUAUGUGCCAUUCAAAAUAAUAAUCUAUGAUCCUUUAGAAGUGAAAGAAUCUGAGAUGCCCAUAGACUUUAAUUUGCUUGAAUAGAUAAUUAUUCAUAAAUUAAAUGUAGAAUUUAAGAUUUAUUGA
Messenger RNA from Paramecium octaurelia, 1209 nucleotides. The record is from the annotation of a GenBank genome assembly. NCBI's taxonomy places the organism in Eukaryota, Ciliophora, Oligohymenophorea, Peniculida, Parameciidae.